This is a messenger RNA of Melitaea cinxia (Glanville fritillary), 494 nucleotides long. It is a transcript of the gene ATPsynG, whose product is annotated as ATP synthase subunit g, mitochondrial. Gene Ontology annotation, biological process: proton motive force-driven ATP synthesis. The record is from RefSeq and is a predicted model, not a curated record. Lineage: Eukaryota; Metazoa; Arthropoda; Insecta; Lepidoptera; Nymphalidae. The transcript has 2 exons. Bases 141 to 440 code for a protein of 99 amino acids. Gene Ontology annotation, molecular function: proton transmembrane transporter activity.
AAUUUCUUGACAUUGACAAUCUGUUAAAACUGAUAUUUGACAGAUUUCUAUACUUUGCCCUUACCCUCAGAUUUCUGAAUACAUAUUCCAAAAUUAAAAAGAAGAGGAAAUAACUUCAACUGUUUUAAUUAAUAACAGCCAUGGCCGGUGCAGUCGCUAAAUUGCCUUCCUUAAUCAACACGGCACUUGCUAACGCAAGGCCAAAGUUUAACAUCUUCAUGAAAUACGCAAGAGUAGAAUUGGCACCACCCAAAUUGAGCGAAAUCCCUCAAAUCAAAGCUGGUAUCAGCAAAUUGAUCAGCAGCGCUAAAUCUGGAGCAUGGAAACAGCAGACAGUCAAGCAAGCUACUCUUAACACCCUGGUUGGUGCUGAGGUGCUUUUCUGGUUCUUUGUUGGAGAAUGUAUUGGAAAGCGUCACAUCGUCGGCUACAAUGUUUAAGCAUAUUUUAAGAGUCCUGUAGAUACUGUGUAUGGCAAAGUAAAUUAUUAAAAU